Molecule: messenger RNA, 1084 nt
Organism: Lobosporangium transversale
Lineage: Eukaryota; Fungi; Mortierellomycota; Mortierellomycetes; Mortierellales; Mortierellaceae
Exons: 3
Coding region: 158-1009 (283 amino acids)
Source: RefSeq, a predicted model, not a curated record
UUAGAAGAAACGCUGGAAAAAUCUGUGGCCUUUCAAGUGUUCAUCACCAUCCCACGGGACCUGGAUAGCCUAGAGUCGUUUACAAUUGAAGGAACAAAUUUGGAAAUAUCAAUUGGAAAUAUUAGCCAUACAUUCAUCAGGCAUUUAACCAUCACAAAUGCAAGAGGAGAUAUCUCAAUUGAUAGUUUCUAUGGCGAGAUUGCCACCAUUACAAGUACAAUCACAGGCGGCAUCAAGGGUUCCUUCACCCAAGGUCAUCUGUUCUGCCCUUAAUUAUCGGAUUGAUCUAAACGUGGACGGUAGUGACCUCUUUGGACCAUUUACAGUCGAAGCCAAGACGCAAUGCUCGCCUCUGGAGGCCAAGGUCCUCUUAGCAAGUAGGACGCAGAGGCUUCUAGGUAACUUUAUUAACUUUGGUGGGCCAUUACGAGUCCAACUAUCCAAUAACUUCCAAGGAAGAGUUGAGACAAGGACGCACUAUGGAAAGAUUCAUCUUGAAGAGCCAGAGUUUGUCAGGUUAGAGGGCGCAACGUUGACAAUACCAUCCGCGAGUGAUCGCAUUGCACCUACGCUAACGGCAUGUCCGCAGGUCCAUGUCGCUCAACUUCCUCAUCACUCCUCCAAUCCAUUUUCUUCCAGGACAUCAUCCCAAGGUACAGCCAUGUCCUGGGGUGAUGAUCACCAUCCUCACCAUUAUUAUGAUCGUGAUACCCAACCAAAACAACUAUCACAACAAAUCCAAUAUAUCGAGUUUCAUCAUCACCAACCUCUUUCUCCCGAGUCUCUCAACGGGUCUGACUCCAACUCCAAGGCCGAGUCGACAACGGGGUCUAUUGGUGAAGGUCGGUCAGUGGCAAGCAACUCUCGGUCUGAAAGACAAAGGAGAAAGGAUGAGGAGAAGGACUGGAUCAUCACUCGAGAAUUGAUAGGCAUGAUUGGUGAAGGACCGGGGCUAGUCAUGGCCAAGAACAGCAGUGGCGACAUUUCGGUGGAGCUUUUCAGGCAAUAAAAAAUAAAACCAUCCAUUAUUAUCAUUGUUCUUUUUACGCGUACUUGUGCGUGUAUCGGGUAAAAACAUAAGAGA